UUAUGUAUAGCAAAGGUACGUACAGUAGCACUAUGGCGACAGUACGUGCAGCGGCUAUAUGUGUUCUAACAGUGUGCGGUGUUCAGAUUGUUAAUGUUUUUGGAUUAUCCGCUCUUGAUGACACAAGGCAAGUAUUAGAACAAAACAAGAACUCGGAAGGGAUGUGUGCUCCAACAUCAUUCCCAAAGAUCAAAGGACCUAAAUCUAAGCAUGACCGAAUAGCAAUUAUUGGGGCAGGACCCUCUGGGAUCCACAUGGCGUAUAAACUCAAGAAGGAGGGCUACACGAACGUGACUGUUUUUGAGAGGAACCGUUACAUUGGAGGGAAGUCGAGAACUCUGUACCACCGGGGCGUACCUCAUGAGAUGGGUACCGUAUAUACACAACCCGACUAUACAGAGAUUUAUAGACUGGUCAACGAGUUCGACGCUGGACAUCUCCUCCCCAUGCCAAGUCCAACCGUAUGGGUCAACAACAAGAAGCACCCAAUACCUAUAACAAGUCUACAAAAUAGCAUCCGUGUCCUGAUGAGGCUUCGUCCAGAUAUAACCAACACAACCGUAGCAGCAGGCAUCCUUCAGCAAGCAAUCCGUAAAUACUUAGGACUUCAUAUUGGAAUGUUCGGGACCUAUGAGGGGGAGCUGAUGCCACGCCCCUGUGACGCAAUACUGUCAAAGAUUAAUAUGACUUUUCUCGACUUUCUCAAGGUUCAUCAAAUAGAAGCACUAAAAGGAAUGUUUAUGAGUGCCAUGACCGCCCAAGGAUAUGGUCACGUGGACGAAAUAUCCACCCUGUAUGGAAUGAUGUGGAUGACACCAAGAUUCCUUGAGGAAAUAGUCAAACCGCCAUUACCGGAAGUUAAAAGUGUAGUGAAAAUUUUAAGCAAAGGAUUUCAGUUUUUGUGGGCGGAAAUAUCCAGAAUAACUAACUUAAAUGUCAAAUUAUCAAGUCCAGUAACGAAAGUGUUACGUCUGAGAAACGGAUUCCUUGUAAUUUAUCGGGAUUGUGGCAACCUGCGUAAGGAAAGAUUUGAUUUUAUUAUAACCAGUCCCACGAUGAAAUUUAUGUCGAAUGUCAUCAAAUUUGAUCCCGAUGUUCGGGAACUUUUCAGACGGACAUUCAAUUAUUACUAUACAACAACUUUGGCGGAUACUGACUAUGGAGUUAACAGGGGUAAGUCGCCUCAGGAUUACUACGCGUUCAACAUGAACAGCAAGGAGAAUAACUCUGUCUGGGUACACAGGGAUUCCUAUUCCUCUCUAAAUUACAUCACUGGAGAAAACUAUACUAACGGGUUGUUUACGGACGGUCCGGACGGAAAGUACAUACAGUCAUCCGUCUAUUAUCAAUUCUCGAAACGAAGUUCACCUUGGCAAACGCUGACCCAGAAGUUAAAGGAUCAUAUUUUGAACGUAGAACGAUCCACUAAAAUAAAAAUAAUACAUCGAAUCAAAUGGAGCUACUUUCCGAGAUAUUCCGUCUCUGAUAUGGCAUCAGGGAUAUUAUGGGAUAUAUUUGAGAAACAGGGGGCACACAAUAUGUGGUAUAUAGGGUCGUCUGUGAGUUUUGAGUCCGUUAAGAGUGUUGUCGAGUAUAACAACUUAUUACUUAGACAAUUUCCUUGUAGUAACGGAAUAUAAAUAUUCAUUAUCAACUAUUUAAAUAUAAUAUUGAAAUUCCUUAUUUUUUCACAGAAAAGAAUAAAACUAUAAUUUUAUAUAUAAAAUAACAGAUGAUUUCCAAAGGGGAAAACAUUAGAAUAUCGAACAAAUGUCACUCGAAGUUCCAAUAUUUCUACCUCCUGACCUUCUUCAAGGGCGAACAUAAACGAUUGUUUCAAGUAACGUCCAUCUUGCUUUAUCGGAGGAAUAGGAAAUCUCCGACUUUCGCCCGUGAAGAAGGCCAGGAGGCCGAAAUAUUGGGACUUAGAGUGAUAUUUGUUCUAUAUAAUUUUACAGAUGCUCUAAAAUCGGUUUUUUCUUCACUUGGUUGUAUACUAAAAAGUACUAUUUUUAUAGUUAUUUCAAGGAAGAUCAUAAAGAAUGUUGAUAUCAUGUUGUAAAAUGAUUUCCCUCGCCAGUGGUGUUCGAUAAUGAAGUAUUGUUGUAAAAUAAUAUAUGUUGUUCUAAUAAUUCAAAGUGCUAAUUCAGGUGAUAUAAUGAAGUAACAUUUGAUAUUAUUUCAAACGAUUUUUUUUUAUUUAAUUUACAUGCAGUGUACUUACAUUUUUAUCGUUUUGUUAAUUUUAUGUGUUAUAAGUAAUUUAUUGAUUUUUUUUCGUUUUCAUUUUCAAUGCGAUACGUCACAUAUAACGUAAAUUUUGUUUGUUUUAUAUGCAUACGAAAAAAUAAAGAAACUGAUUCCUAAGGCAUUUUGCGUUUUCACAGCGUAAGAGGAAACCUUAUUCUCCUGUACAGCUAUUAAAAGCGAAAGGCCAUCUGCCAUACUUUUUUGUGUUAAUGACAUCAUGAACUAAUUGCUGUGUCUGCUGUUACAUCAAAAUUACAAGUGUACAUGUGUUAAUGAUGACGACACACAUACUUGUGAACUUAUAUUAUGACGUCAAAAUUCCAUUAUUAUUCAAAAUAUCCAGACGCCUGGGCCGGUAUAUGAAACCGUUAUCAUGCUCAACCUCCGAGUCUGUGAUCAAGUACAAUUUCUUGUUUCGGUAACAAACAAAUAAAAAGUCACAUUUUGUCAGUUAUUUUGAUGUGGUUUUGAUAGACUUAGGGCCAAUUACCAUUUUCAUUUUCAGAUUUUACAAAAUGACCGGUUUGUCAGUGUCAAAUGAUUAUAGAUUAUAGCGAGGUACAAGAAAGGUAUUUUGAACACAUGCUUGAGCACGAGAAAGGUUUCAUAAACACGUGGCCAGAAGAACCUUUCUUGUGAAAGGCUUAGAUACAUUCACAUUAAAAAUCAUAUCCGUAUAAGCUGCCAACUGUUUUGUAUAUUUGUGAAGAAUAUAUGUCGCAAUAAAACUUAAUAUUUACAAACUUAACAUUCCGUUUCUCAUUUUAUAAAUUACUAUAUAACAGAUGAGUUAAUUGAGGUAUUCAAUGAUAAUUCCAUUUAUUUUAUUGUGAUCACUUUAUGAAAAAGAAUUCCAGUGAAUAUAUAUAUAUAUAUAUAUAUAUA
Messenger RNA from Mizuhopecten yessoensis (Yesso scallop), 3135 nucleotides. RefSeq names its product polyenoic fatty acid isomerase-like. Bases 3 to 1640 code for a protein of 545 amino acids. Lineage: Eukaryota; Metazoa; Mollusca; Bivalvia; Pectinida; Pectinidae. Gene Ontology annotation, biological process: prenylated protein catabolic process. The record is from RefSeq and is a predicted model, not a curated record. The transcript is spliced from 5 exons. Gene Ontology annotation, molecular function: prenylcysteine oxidase activity.